AUGGGCAACAACAAGGGUCGUUCCAGGGCUUGUACGACAUGUUUGCGCCGCCGAGUAAAGUGCGACCAACAGCGCCCGGCCUGCAUUCGAUGCGCCAGGGCAAACAUUGUCUGCAAAGGCUAUCGGGAGAUGCUUUUCAUCGAUGCAAAAGCACAAGUCUUACGAAAGCUAGGCCAUACAUCUCCCUCGGGGCUGCGGGAUGAGACUUCCUCUCCAAAGGAGGUCAAGAAAUGCCAGAGUGAUUCUCAAGUUACAAAGCUUCUUGCUGGCUCUCGACGUGUGCUUUGCGAUUCCAAAGCAUAUCCUAUCUGGCCAGCACCCUCCGAGUCAGCGAUGCGACACGACCAUUUCAUCGCCCACCUAGUCACAAAUCUCGAUGGCCCCAUAAAGAUCAUAUGCCACAGCCAGUUAUUAGCAAUAAGCCAUCAUGUAGACUCGCUAGAGCGGGUGGCCAGGAAUCAUUCUUUUCAAGCCCUAGCAACAACUUUCUAUGGGCUUGCUCAUGCGCAGCUACCUCUCGUUCUUUACGGCAGGCGUCUAUAUCUCCAAGCGCUCAGCAUGGUCAACACAACCAUAAGUUGUUGCUGUGAUAGCACUGGCUUCUUCUCGGAAACUCUCAGUUCGGUGGUCGCACUAUCUCUGCAUGAGCUUUUGGCCAUGCACGGGUCCUUAUUGAAUAGAAGCAACCCGCUCGCCAUUGCACUACUUGAGGUGACGCGGCCAAUGAUGAUUGUAGCAGCUCUCAUCGCGCGCCGGCCAUCGUUGAUGGCACAACCAGAAUGGAAUACGACAACUAUUUGUUUACCGAACGAUCAUCAUUUACCUUCGCCCAGGUCAGCUCUUGCCUACCUACUGAACGCUUUCGCACAACUCCCAGCGUUGUAUUGUGAGUACGACACGAUACUAUCAGAACGAUCUGCAGAUCCAUCUAUCCAAACUAGCAGUGGCACGCACAAACAAAUCGUGUCGACAUCUGUUCAAACACUCCUGAGUCGCGCGUUUAGUCUUCGGGAUGACAUCUGCUUCCAAAGCACGUGUUGGACAACCUCUGACCCUGACUUCGAGUUUUCCAGCGUGUCUCCCACCAUCGUAGCUUCAACACCGCCCUAUCCUUGCACGGAUAUCAUACACUUCUCUUCUCCACAGGCGGCCAAUGUAGUUACAUUCUACAACGCCAUCACUAUACUAAUCAACGAACUCAUCGUCUCGUCACUCUCGCUUCUCCCCAGCGAUGAUAUCAACGUCCUCACACAAGCAGCAGCAUCCGAGCAAACAUCAACCGCCAUUUCUCACAUUAUCAGGAGUGUCGAUUAUAGUUUACCAUUCGCCCCGCCGCCAGAAUCUACCAUCCGGCCCCCAGAGCCACGUAUGGCCAGUGCGUCCGGCCCUCACAACUUCUACCUAACCAUCGCCAUCCGCGUUGCACACCGCGUGCUUUCGCAAUCUCAAGCUCCGCAGGAUAUUGGGAAAAAACUGUGGCUUGAAGGUGUUCUAUGCACUAUCCAGGACCGGGGUGGGACUUGGAUGUCAAAUGACCACAUCUUCCGCGCUGGCAAUUCGUAGAGAUUCAUCGUUCUGGGCAGAGUGUAGAACAAUUUGAAAGACAGAGGGAGAGUUUGGUUUCGUGCGCUUGGUGAGAUUCACUGAAGUUUAGCAGUGACAUUGGACAGCUGUUCGAAGAUAGCCAACCGUUCGUUGCGUGUAUCUCUCAGCCGGAGGGGGAAAUUGCUAUGGCACACAGGACCAAAACCAGCGACUUUUUGCCGGGAGAAAAGUGUAGAGAUCGAGAAAAAGGAAUAGUGUAUGAGUCAGAGGAAUAUCUUGUUGAAUGAUAAGCAGGCCCUCGAGCAUGAUGAGGAUGCCAGUGAUCGGAAG
This is a messenger RNA of Mollisia scopiformis, 1875 nucleotides long. RefSeq lists its product as uncharacterized. The record is from RefSeq and is a predicted model, not a curated record. Gene Ontology annotation, molecular function: DNA-binding transcription factor activity, RNA polymerase II-specific; zinc ion binding. Gene Ontology annotation, biological process: regulation of DNA-templated transcription. The transcript has 3 exons. NCBI's taxonomy places the organism in Eukaryota, Fungi, Ascomycota, Leotiomycetes, Helotiales, Mollisiaceae. The coding region runs from base 1 to 1563 and encodes 520 amino acids.